Paramisgurnus dabryanus is the source of this 2857-nucleotide messenger RNA. RefSeq names its product LIM homeobox transcription factor 1, alpha-like (gene lmx1al). Gene Ontology annotation, molecular function: RNA polymerase II transcription regulatory region sequence-specific DNA binding; DNA-binding transcription factor activity, RNA polymerase II-specific. Gene Ontology annotation, biological process: regulation of transcription by RNA polymerase II; neuron differentiation. NCBI's taxonomy places the organism in Eukaryota, Metazoa, Chordata, Actinopteri, Cypriniformes, Cobitidae. The record is from RefSeq and is a predicted model, not a curated record. Gene Ontology annotation, cellular component: nucleus.
CAUCUACUUUGUAAGUGCUCGUCUUUUUCUUCUCCCUCCCUCAUCUUCUCGUCAUCUCUAGCAGUCAUUGUGUGCGCGAGCCUUCACUCCAUCAUCACAGCGGCUGAAGAUCAGCGCUCAGUCCCGCUAUGCGCCUGCGCCACUACCUGAUUUCUGGAAUAUAACACUAAAGUUUAGGUUUUGGAAGAUUUCUGCCCGUUUUCUUUUUUAAAGGUAUUUUGAUGUUACCAACAGAAAUCUCAGGAGGAGUGUGUUUUAGCACAAGUCAGCACUCCAAAGAAAGAAGAAACGGAAUGAAAACAGAGGAAAAUCCAUCAUGUCUUCAGCAGGCUCCAUCUGCCACACCUUACGAGCACGUGGGAGGAGGAGAAGUGUGCGCAGGGUGCGAGUCUCCGAUUGCAGACCGCUUCCUCCUGCGCGUGAAUGAACUGUCGUGGCACGAGACGUGCGUCAAGUGCGCGGUGUGUCGCAGCGCGCUGAGCGGAACCUGCUACAGUCGCGACCGUCUGCUUUACUGCAAACACGAUUACGAGAAGUUGUUUGUGAGGAAAUGCAGCGCGUGUCUACAGGCGAUCAGCCGUUCGGAGCUCAUCAUGCGUGUGCUGGGACAGGUGUAUCACCUGGGCUGUUUCAGCUGCUGUGAGUGUGAACGUCGGCUACAGAGAGGUGAUGAGUUUGUGUUGAAGGAGGGACAGCUGCUUUGCCGGGGAGACUAUGAGAAAGAGAGAGAGAUGCUGGCUGCCAUCAGCCCGGCCCCUACUGAGUCAGUAAAGAGUGAGGAUGAAGAUGGUGGUGGCAUCUCUGCCGGGGGAAAAGCUGGGGAUGAUGGGAAAGAGCACAAGAGAUCAAAGAGACCACGUACCAUCCUGACCACACAACAGCGUCGCGCCUUCAAAGCCUCAUUUGAGGUGUCUUCCAAACCCUGCCGAAAGGUGAGAGAAACCCUUGCAGCUGAGACCGGACUGACAGUGAGAGUCGUGCAGGUGUGGUUCCAGAAUCAAAGAGCAAAGAUGAAAAAGAUCGCUCGCAGACAGCAGCAGCAACAGCAGCAGCAGGAACAGGAGCAGAUGGGCGGAGGCAGGAGGGGGCCGAGCAGAGGGGGGCGCCAGAGUAACGAUGACAGCGAGGAUGGCUCCAGCAGUCACGGUCUGGAUGGACUGCUCUCGUAUUCCUCUCUGCCACGCCAGCAACUGUUGGCUUUGGAUCCGAACAUAUAUGCGAGCGAGCAGUUCAGACACGGGCUCACACCGCCACAGCUCGGCCCGGAGCAGAUGCACUCUUAUGACUCAGAGACGGUGUUUCACGACUUGGACAGCGAUGGAAGCCUCAGUCAUCUCGGUGACUGUCUCCUGACGACUGCCGAAGCUGGAGUUCUGGCGGGGCGAAUAGGAAAUCCCAUCGACCGCCUCUACUCAAUGCAAAACUCGUACUUUACCUCGUGACCCCUCGAGUAACCGGGUUUCACGCACCAAAUAGCAACAAACAAAUCGAGUCCCGCUAGAGUACACUGGACACAACUGGAUCACACAAACACAAUAACCCUAUCUUAGCCACCCCCCCAAAAAAAAAUUAGCGGAGAAGUGCACAAAACCUUUGAAAUUAUGCAGGGUCGAGCUAUUUAGGAUACAUUACACAAACAUGCGAACAUCUUUUUUAACAAUAGGGUGUGACAACUAAUCGAAUAUUCAAUGUCGUAAGUCGAUAAUAUUCGAGAAUGAAAAUAAUGUCAUUAUCGAUUAGUUUGGUCUGUGACGUCAUUUGCGUGGUUAUAAAGUCAGAAGCAUCUGCUCCAAACAAAGAUAAAGUCACUUGAAUUAAACUUUUAUUAACAAACUUUGCCCCCUAGCUUCGUCCUGUCAAUCAUCGCGCUGUCUCACAUCGUCAUCAGGGCUCCAGACUGCCCCCAAAUGGUGGCAUUUUGCCCCCAAAAUUUGAGAGUGUGCCACUGAAUUUACCAUCCAGUUGCACAUGUGCGACCAGUAAAUUUGACCUUUUUUUUCCAAAAGUGCACAAUAAAAUGUGACACUGAAUUUGAGACAGCACGUUGUAAUCUAUCAUCAAGUAUUUAUUAGUAAUACAGUGGAAAUUAGUAGAAAUGUGAAUAUUUGGUUAGCAUGUUAAUUUACAGUGUGUGCCCCUAAAUUUUCUGUUUGCGCCCCUAAGAUUUUCAGUUGGGGGCCACUGUGCUCCUAGUGAAAAAGUUAGUCUGGAGCCCUGGUCAUGUAAUGCUUUAUAAACAAGCUUGCACUGUAUGGUGCAGACGUGCAUCUGCGCAGCUCACGUUGUUUUGAUUAUUAUUGACUAUUAUCGAAUAUUCAGUGAGUUAUCUCAGCCCUAUUUAACAGUCAUAUAGUACGCACAUGGCAAAAGUUUUGGUGUUACCUCACCCUUACAACCAAGGAUAUCACACUGACAAGUAAAUUCCACAUAACAUAAUGCCUUUCACGAAUUGCCUUUGCAUUUGCUUUACAAGUACAUCUUGCAUAGGAAUCGGCUCCAAGUACAAACCAAAACGUCUGCCAUGAGAUGUGCAUCAAUAUUUCGUGUAAAGUUCACAAGUUUAUCACGAGAAAAUAUGUUGACAGUUUAUGAAGAAAUGCACUGGAUGUAUCUGGCGUGCACUUAUUUAUCAAUUGAGGCAAACACGCGUGACUGAGGAAUAUUGUACAUUUAUUUACGGACUCAUUUUAACUAUUGGCACUUUCUCAGACACAUAUUGAAGUAUGUAAUAGAAAUGAAAUAUUCAGUUCUUUUAGCAAGCCGUAUUGACUGUGCAUUAUAUAUUUCAAAGACAAUACAAAACAAAAGACACAUAAUCUAAAGCAGAGUAGAUUUGAGAGAGUCUUGUUAGGGUUCA